CGUUCUGCUAGAUGGUCUGUGUUAUAACGGGAAAGUAGAGAAAGCUCUGAUGAUAUUUGAGUACAUGCAGAAGAGAGAAAUGGAUGUCAGUAUUGUUACUGUGAGAGCAUUUACAACCAAGAGACGAAGCUAAAGACGGUGAUGACGUGUUCUCAUCACCUUGCACGUGACUCACAUGAGAUGUAAUUCACAAUCUCUUGUUUUAAGACUUCUCCUUCAGCUAGCAUGUUUACUAUACUUAGCUUAAGUCUCGUGACUUCUUUCUUCUUGUUGAUUGCGUUCUUCUUCAGUUCACUUGCAAAGAGUCUUCAUGUUGAAUCAAUCUCCAACAGUUACGUAUACUAUUGUGAUUCGGGGGAUGUGUAAGGUUGGUAAGGUGGAAGAUGAUUUUGAUUUGUUUUGUAGCCUUUUCUCCAAGGGAAUGAAGCCUAAUGUUGUAACGCACACUACAAUGAUAACGGGAUUUUGUAGGCGGGGACUAAUCCAUGAAGCUGAUGCGUUGUUUAGAAAAAUGAAAGAAGAUGGGUUCUUACCAAAUGAGCGUGUGUCUUAAGUAGGUGAACUCAUGAGGAGUUAGAGAUACCAUGAUGCUUUUGAUCUCAAGCAGUUUCGGGGGAGGACACACAGGUUAUAGUAUAUUACAGGUUAGAAACUCAUUGCUUCAGGAUAAUGUAUGUUGUAUUGGAUAUAAUUAAUAAUAGUUGUGGAUUGUAGCUUUGCAGGUGCAGUUUAGAUUUGCCAUACCUCGACAGCUACAUGAGUUCUGUAAUGAUUCAUGGUACAAGGAGAUGGCAUCUUGACAGUUUUUUUUCCGUUAAAGACUGAAGUGGAAUAGUAUUUCUCUAGAAAUAUAAUCAAUGUAUAGAUAGACGAGAAGGUAUGUGUGUAGGACAUGUAAAGAUUGGUCAAGAAGCUUGUUGAGCUUUGUGUCUUGUGAAUCUCUACUUGUGUAAGAGGAUUUGGAUUUUGUGAAAGAAAUCCUUUUUGGACUUUACUAAAUGUAAACUACUACAUCAAGAGGGGAUACAAUAAACGGAAUUAUCCGAUUUAAACCAAACAAAACCCGGUUCAAUCCCAGUUUCCUUAUAAUUUGGACUUGAAAAUGCUAAGAAAUCCAUAAUUUAGUUAUAUAUAUUUUUUUAAAGGUAUAUUUUUGGUGAAGAUAAGAAUACAGUAAUUUGGUCAAGCAGAAGGUGAUAUUUAUUUGAAUUUUGACAAAUGAGAGUAUUUUUGUAGCAUUUUUCCCUUGAAUUUGAGUAUAUCUUAAAUUAAAUAUUGAGGGAACAAAAGGAAAAAGAAAUUUAAAAACCACCGAUAGUACUCUAAAAACCACCUUCACCUGUUCUCUCAUUGGCCGUCAGAAUCAUGAACUCCAACGAGCAUAACCCGAUGGAGCACUGGCCCGGGGAAACCAUCUCUGAUGCUCCAACCUACGCCACCAACGGCAAAAUCACGCUCCUCACCAUUGAAAUCCUCUUCUCCGUACUCAUCUUUAUGACCUUCUCCUACCUCUACGAUCAAUGGUACGCCACCCGCUCUAGGAGCCACCGCCCUACAAUGUUUUUCUUCGCCGCCACCGAUCCUUCUCAUACCGUUUCACGCGGUCUAGAUCCCGACGUCUUGAAAUCUCUCCCCGUUUUCACUUUCUCCGACGCCGCGACUCACGAGGAUCCGAUUGAAUGCGCCGUUUGUCUCUCCGAGUUCGAGGAGGGCGAGUCAGGUCGGGUUUUGCCCGGGUGUAAACACGCGUUUCAUGUUGAGUGUAUUGAUAUGUGGUUUCACUCUCAUUCAACUUGUCCUCUCUGCCGCUCUCUCGUCGUCGAGGAGCCUCACGCAACAACGAUGACGGUGGAGGAGCAAGUCACGAUCAUGAUCGCGAUUUCUCGUGAACCGCGAUCUGGAUCUUCUGCGAUGCCGCCUUUGGAUGAUUUAGGGAGAGAACCAGCGGCGGUUGAGACCACUAGGAGAAGUUUCAGCGAGUUCGAAGACGGUUUGACAAGGAAUCACUCGCCGAUGAAUCGGAUGUUAUCGUUUACUCAGAUGUUGAGCAGAAAAGGAAGAAGCGCCCCGUCUUCUUUUGCUGGAGCUCCUUCGUCAAGCUGCCAGGUAGUGAUGAACGAGUCGGAUAUUGAGCGGGGAGAAAGAUUUUAAACGUGAUUUCCGCCACGUGGAUGUUCCUUAGUGGUCUU
This is a messenger RNA of Brassica napus (rape), 2189 nucleotides long. Its product is annotated as RING-H2 finger protein ATL2-like. Lineage: Eukaryota; Viridiplantae; Streptophyta; Magnoliopsida; Brassicales; Brassicaceae. The record is from RefSeq and is a predicted model, not a curated record. Bases 1366 to 2151 code for a protein of 261 amino acids. The transcript has a single exon.